AUGGGUCUUGAAGUGGAUUUUCCCGCACCUUUAUCAUCAUAUCCGUUCGAGGGUAAGGUGAUCGCAAUCACGGGAGCAACCUCUGGCAUCGGUUUAGCAACGACUCUUCUUCUCUGGUCUCGUGGAGCUACUGUGUCUGCUAUGAGCAACAACCCUCGUGGGAUCGCAGAACUAGAGACGGCUCUCCAGGAGGAAUCCAAGACAGCAUUGCCCGGACAGAAAUUCCUCACAAAGGUCGUCGACGUCAGCAAGGAGGACCAGGUCAAGGGGUGGAUCGAAGAGACCAUCGCCACAUUCGGGCGCCUGGACGGUGCAGCUAAUAUAGCUGGAGCAGUCCACAAAUAUAACAAACUGGCAGAGACAGCCUCAGAAGACUUCGACUUCGCGAUCAACAUGAAUACUCGUGGCGUAUACAACUGUAUGCGGAAUCAGAUUCCUCACAUGAAAAGCGGAUCGGCCAUUGUCAACAUGAGCUCUAUCUCUGCUACACAGACUGAACGGGGCAUCAGUUUGUAUGGCUCUUCCAAGGCAGCAAUCAGCACGAUGAGCACUGCAGCUGCAACGGAAUAUGGACCCAUCGGUAUCAGGGUCAACGCUAUUGCUACAGGGUUGACACUCUCCAAACGUCUGCUGAGUGUCGCGAAGGAAUAUGUAGAGCCGGGCAUCCAAGCUACGGCUCUCAAGAGAGGGGCUCAGCCGAUGGAACAGGCUCAAGUCAUUGCAUUUUUGCUGAGUGAUGAGGCUAGCUAUGUCACCGGAACUGUUGUUAGAUGCGAUGGAGGUGCCCUUGCUCUGCAGUACUAG
Molecule: messenger RNA, 804 nt
Organism: Exophiala spinifera
Lineage: Eukaryota; Fungi; Ascomycota; Eurotiomycetes; Chaetothyriales; Herpotrichiellaceae
Exons: 1
Coding region: 1-804 (267 amino acids)
Molecular function (GO): oxidoreductase activity
Source: RefSeq, a predicted model, not a curated record